AUGUUUGUCGUCAACAUAUUUCUCUAUAUUAUUCUAUUAAAUUUUGUAAUUAGUUCACCUCAAAUUAAUCUUCAUCUUACUGAUGAAGUAAAUCAUAAUAGAAGUGAUAUUGUAUUUCAACAUGAUUGUCUUUAUGUUCUUGCUUCUACUGAAAAACAAAAUAUUCAUCAAGUUCUUUCUUAUUGUUUAACUGAAUAUUCAUCACAAUGGAAUAUUGAAGAAAAUAAUUUUGAUCAAAAAUUAACUUUUUAUCAACUUUAUCAACAAAAUAUAACUAGUCAACAAUUAUAUAAUUGGUCAGCACCUAUGGAUAUUGUUGAACGUUAUCAAUUCUAUUUAAAUCAUUUUUCAAAUUUAAAUCAAUCAUCUUUCAUAACAACACAAUUGUUCUAUAAUUGUACAUUACCAAGAUUUGGUCCAUUAUGUCAAUAUUCAUUAGAUAUUAAUGUAUCUAAUGAUUUAUCAUUAAAUGAAAUUAUUUAUAAAUUUUAUCAGAAUUUAUAUGAUCCUAUAAAUUUAACAUGUUACAUUCAUUUAGAAUGUAAUCGAGGUUCAAUAUCAAUGUGUCUUGAUUGGACUGAAAUUUGUGAUGGAAUUAUUGAUUGUUACAAUGGAAUUGAUGAAGUAUCAUGUGAACAUAUUCAAUUUAACGACUGUGAAGAAAAUGAAUAUCAAUGUGCUAAUGGACAAUGUAUAUCAAAAAUAUUUUUUCGUGAUGAUUCGAAUAGUUCUGAAUGUCUUGAUCGAACAGAUGAAAUUUGGAAAGGUAUGAGAAAAAAUAAUUUUCUCUCUUUCGAUAUUUCCGGUGAACCAACAUUUACUAUGGAAGAUAUAAUAUGUCCAAAACGCCAUAAUUCAUUUAAUGCCAAAUUAACGAGUUCAUGUAUUCAUAAACGUAGCAAAAUACUUGAAGAAUUACUGCUCAAUGAUAACACAAUCGAAGUAUCCAAUGAUUGUUGGAUAGCAGCUAAAUGUCAAUUAAGAAUUUAUGAUCGACUAGAUCCACAAUGUCAUAUUCGGAAUUCUACAAAAACAUAUAUCGAAAUAAUUAAUGAAACAUGUCCAGAUAUAUUACAAGUACCAGCAAAUAUAAUUGCUUUUGGUCAUAUAUUCUUUAUUUAUACUAAAAAUGAUAUGAUUUAUUCUACUAGUCGAUUAAUACCACCUAGUUAUAUAUGUUACAAUGAUAAACUUUGUGAUAGACUCAAUCCAAAUAAAUCAUUAAUUCAAUUUAAUAAUGCAACAUGUCGUCGACCCAUAGAUUUUCCAUUAAAGUUUAACUCUUUUGCAACCAGUAGAGGUAAUUGGUUUAGUUUGUUUGUCUUUCCAAUAUUUAAAGAUCUUUCACAAUGCAAUAAGAUUCAUUCUAAUGAAUCUAUAAAUUGUAACAUUUUAACCAUGUAUAAAUGUCGAAAUUCAUCAAAAUGUAUCUCAAAACAUCGACUUUGUGAUGGUAUUAUAGAUUGUGAUUACAAUGAUGAUGAAGAAUGCACACAAAUAAAUGGUUCUUGUUUAUUAUAUGGAUUCAAUGAUUUUUUAAAAUGUACAACAUCGGAUAUCUGUAUUUCUCCGUCAUUAAUUGAUGAUGGACGGUGUGAUUGUGAAUAUGAUCAAUAUAAUUUUUGUGAUGAUGAAAAUUUAGAUGUUAAUUAUAUUAGAAAACAUAUAUCAUUUACAACUAUUUGCGAUGGUUUUAUAGAGUUAUUACCUGUUAAAAUUGAUGGAAGAUAUGAAACAGAUGAAACUGAAUGUGAAUAUUGGAUAUGUAACAAUAUUUAUACACGAUGUGAUGGUUUUUGGAAUUGUUUUAAUGGAGCUGAUGAAGUUGGUUGUUAUUCAUCAUCAUUGUUACAUAAUUGUUCAUCUAAACAUCAUCAUAUAUGUGUUUCACCAUAUACAAAUAAAUUUAUGUGUUUACCUCUUGAAAAAGCAAAUGAUGGUCAUAUUGAUUGUCUUGGUGGUACUGAUGAACCUAAAUUAUGUCGAUUAAAUAAUUAUGAUCAAAGCAUUACAAAUUUCUACUGCGACAAUCUCACAGGUGGACAGUGUAUUAGUAACACACAAUUAUGUUUUGGAAAUAAAUGUCAAGAUGAAAGUGAUAAACAAUUUUGUGAUAAAACUCGAAAUAUCACGCUAUAUGGUGAUAUUUGUGACGAAUAUUAUGAAAAUAUUCGUUCUGAUGUUGAAAACUUCUUUUGUGCACGUCAAAUUGAUAGAAACAAACCGGAAAUACUUUAUUUUUCACUUGAUAAAUUGAUGAAUAUUACUUAUAAAAAGACUGAGCAACGUAGAAAUGCAAUGAUUGUAAGUCCAUCCAUUAGACAAUCAAUUCUUCAACAGUAUGAUCAACGUUGUCAUCGUGGUCUUCCAAUACGAGUUUGGUUAAAUAUUAAAAAAAAUUUAACUAAUAUAGCAUGUCUUUGUCCGCCAAGUCUUUAUGGUAAUAUGUGUCAAUAUCAAAAUCAACGAGUUAGUCUAACAUUACGAUUUCAAACAUAUUCUGAUUCUAGACGAACAUUAUUUGCAUUAAUUAUUUUACUUAUUGAUGAUUCAAAUGAAAGAUUUAUUCAUUCAUAUCAACAAUUUACUUAUCUUUAUACUCGAGAUUGUCAAACUAAAUUUAAUAUUUAUUUACUUUAUUCAACUAGACCAAAAAAUUUAACAAAAAAUUAUUUUAUUCAUAUUGAUAUUUACGAAAAGAUUUCCUUUACAUAUCGAAAUAGUUUUUUGAUUCCAAUUAAAUAUCCAUAUUUACCUGUAGAUCGUAUUGCUGUUCAAAUUAAUAUUCCAAGUAAAAAUGAUAGAAAAGUAAGUUGUUCAAAUAAACAAUGUAUACAUGGUAAAUGUAUUAAAUAUUUUAAUAAACCAAAUGAUAAUGGUUUUUGUCAAUGUUAUAAUGAAUGGUCAGGAAAAUAUUGUAAUAUUUCACAUAAAUGUAAAUGUUCAUCUGAUUCAUUAUGUAUGGGUAUAUCAUCAAAUAAUCGAUCAAUUUGUAUUUGCCCACUUGAUAAAUGGGGUUCUCAAUGUUUACUUCAUAAUACAAUAUGUUAUUCGAAUGAAAAUUCUAUUUGUCAAAACAAUGGUAGAUGUAUACUUAAUGAUGAAAAUAUUGCAUCUAAUAAAUCGUUUAUGUGUAUUUGUCAAAAAGGAUUUAGUGGAGAUAGAUGUGAAUUAAUUGAUAAUAAAAUAAUUCUAUCAUUUCAUAAUAAUAUUAUUUUACCACAAAGAAUGUUUAUUCAUUUUAUUCGAAUGAUUAAUAAUAGUCAACAUGAAAAUGGUACUACUUUUAAAACAAUUCUUACAAAUGAAAAAUCGAUUACUAUUCAAUGGCCAUAUCCAUUUCAUGUUGCUUUUCUUGAUUUUUUUAAUAAAAAUUAUUAUUUAAUUAUUGUUCAAAAUCAAUAUAAACCAUCAACAACAAUUAUUCGAAAACUAACACCAUAUGAUCAUUGUAAACAUAUAAGUGAAAUAUUUAAUAAGACUAUAAUGGAACUUCAUUCUCUUCGUCGCAUAAAAUAUUAUCAAUUACCAUGUCUAAAUCGUUCACUACUUAUAUCUUGUUUUUACGAUGAUAAACAUUUUUGUUUCUGUUAUGAUUAUGGUCAAGAGCGUUUGACUAAUUGUUUUGAAUUUAAUCAUGGUAUUGAAUAUAAUUGUUUUGGUCAAAGUAGUUGUGAAAAUGGUGCAUUUUGUUUACAAAAUACUCCAAUUUGUCCACAAAUAUCUAUAUGUGUUUGUCCUAUGUGUUUUUAUGGUACAAGAUGUCAAUUUAGUUCAAAUUUAUUUGAACUUUCACUUGAUUCUAUCUUAGGUUAUUAUAUUCAACCAUAUAGAAAUAUUAAUCAUCAAGCAUCAAUUGUAAAAGGUAGUAUAGCAUUAACGAUGAUUAUGAUCAUAGCUGGAAUAAUCGACAGUCUUCUAUCAAUAAUCACAUUUAAAAAUAAAGAACUACGAAAAACUAGUUGUGGUCUCUAUUUAUUAAGUUCAUCAAUCGUUACAUUACUUCUUAUGAUUAUUUUUGCAUUGAAAUUUUGGAUACUUAUCAUUGUACGAAUAACAAAUAUGACAAAUGAAUUAUUCUUAUAUAUACAAUGUAUAUCAAUAGAUUUUCUUCUACGAAUUUGUCUUAGUAUGAAUCAAUGUUUAAAUGCAUGUGUUGCUAUUGAAAGAACAAUAAUCACAAUUAAACGAACUAAUUUUAAUCAACAAAAAAGUGUACGAAUAGCGAAAUAUAUUAUUUUUAUUCUUUUGUUUAUAAUUACUUUGUCAACAAUUCAUGAUCCUAUUCAUCGACGUUUAUUAAAUGAGAAUGAUAAUGAUUUAGAAGAAACAAGAAUUUGGUGUAUUGUUAGUUAUUCAACUACCGUUCAAAAAUUCAAUUUAAUUAUACAUAUGAUUUAUUUUUUUGUUCCUUUUUUCAUAAAUAUAAUAUCAGCUUUAAUUAUAAUUAUAACGACAACUCGGCAACGAACAAUAAUACAACAACAAAAAAAUUAUAAAAAUUUAUUACGUGAACAAUGUCUACAACAUAAACAGUUAAUAAUUGCUCCAUUUCCGCUAAUUAUUCUUGCUUUACCACGUUUAAUUAUUUAUUUCAUAGGAAGUUGUACAGCAUCACCUAGUGGUUCAUGGUUAUUUCUUAUUGGAUAUCUUAUUUCAUUUGUUCCAUCUAUGGUUACUUUUCUAAUAUUUAUUUUUCCAUCAACAUCUUACAAACAAGUUUUUCGAAAGUCUAUCAAACGAUAUUUACGAAUAAUUUGA
Messenger RNA from Rotaria sp. Silwood2, 4761 nucleotides. NCBI's taxonomy places the organism in Eukaryota, Metazoa, Rotifera, Eurotatoria, Philodinida, Philodinidae. The record is from the annotation of a GenBank genome assembly.